AUGCCUAACUUACCUACCGACGUGAUAAUUUCAGACAUACUAACAAGGGUCCCGGCGAAGACUGCCGCACGAUCUAAAAGUGUCUGCAAGGAAUGGCGUGCACUACUAUGCACGCGUGACUUUGAAAAAGCUCACUGUUCACGCACAUUGACCCCCAGUAAUCAAAGAACCCCGUUGAUCCGUGACCUCAAUUGCCAUAUUCAGCCGAUGGAAUUUGAGACUGCUGAUUACGGCCUGCAGACCAUAGUUCCGCUCCCGUUUCAAGCUGAAAUAAGGGAUGUCAUGAUACUGUCACAUCUGGAUGGCCACCUAUGUGUAUGCUUGCAGCAUACGGAUAAAUUGGUCCUCUGGAAUCCCACCACUGGCGUGCACACACUUUUGGCCACCCCAGCCGGCCAUGGACUGUAUAAAGACAUAGCAGAUACCGUUGGAUUAUACAAUGGCGCAUCUAACGACUACAGAGUACUGCAUUUAUCUCGAAGAUCAGAUUUUCUAUCAGCGCAUGUCUACUCCAGACAGCUGGGAAGCUGGCGAAAAACAGCCUUCGGAACUAACCCCGAAUACUAA
This is a messenger RNA of Helianthus annuus (common sunflower), 567 nucleotides long. Its product is annotated as putative F-box protein At3g16210. The record is from RefSeq and is a predicted model, not a curated record. Gene Ontology annotation, molecular function: ubiquitin-protein transferase activity; protein binding. The transcript has a single exon. The coding region runs from base 1 to 567 and encodes 188 amino acids. Gene Ontology annotation, biological process: SCF-dependent proteasomal ubiquitin-dependent protein catabolic process. NCBI's taxonomy places the organism in Eukaryota, Viridiplantae, Streptophyta, Magnoliopsida, Asterales, Asteraceae.